Messenger RNA from Oldenlandia corymbosa var. corymbosa, 2569 nucleotides. NCBI's taxonomy places the organism in Eukaryota, Viridiplantae, Streptophyta, Magnoliopsida, Gentianales, Rubiaceae. The record is from the annotation of a GenBank genome assembly.
AAAAAAAGCUGAAAAGGACAAUAAGGAAAACCAAAAACAGAAAGGAAGAACAAAUAAUAAAUUACAAUAUAAAUGAAAGUAAUUAAUCCUCCUAAUAUACAAGGUGCACAGAAGAUAGAGGGAAAAAGACAAGAACACCAUGGAGGAGGAAAAUGAUGAUGGAAGCUUAUUCAUAAAUCAUAAAUGUCCAAAACAAACAAAAUGUCCCAUGUUUGCCUACCCUUUUCCGCCCAACACUUCACUUCCAUGAAUUCCAUCUCCAUUUGUAUCUCCAAGUCAAGUCCCCACACCCCUCCACUUUUUGCUCUAAACUCUUACUAUUUGAAAAAUUUUCAUCACUUAUUAGUUCGCCUUGUUCUACAAAGCCCACUUGCAGAAUUCAGUUAAUCCACAUGUUUGUUGAAAAUUUGUUUCUUUUAUGUCAUUCUGGAAUCUGGGGUAUGGGUUUUUAACACCCUUUUGAUUUUUUAAUGUUGUUGUUUCCUAAUUCCGUGGUAUUCAGUUACCUUCUUCAUGUGUUUUUUUUUAUUCGGGUUUUCAAGUUGUUUUCUGGCUCUUUAUUCUUUCAAGGCUUAGUUUCUGUUGAUAUGGUUGAAAUGUUCUCAAUUCACUGAUUUUUUUCAAUUUAAUGUUUGUUUACAGGUUUUCUCUGAUCGCACUUCAAGGAAGAAUUUUGCUUUCUAUUGGUACUGUUGGUGACAAUAAGACAUAACACAACUCUCAGAAACUUUUUCAGGCGAUUGGUUAUCUGCAGGAUUCGUAGUACAGUAAUACCUUAUGGCUUCGUUGGAUAUUGACACACCUUGGAUAUGCACAUCCAGUGAGUCCUUCGAUGAUUCACUAAAUAUACACAUAGAAGAAGUUGACCCCACUGAUACUUUAGAAGCUCUAGACAACUGGAAGCCUGUUGAACAUUCUAGCCGCAAUAUUCCGAAGCCUCCUCCUCUUCCAACUAAAACCAGUAAAACAACCAAGAUUCAGAGAUGUCUUCCUGGUUCAUGCAGCAUUCCGAAAGAAACCAUGGGUUUAUGGGACACACUUUUCAAAGAAGGGCAUGCGGCAGAUGUGCAGAUUAUAACAGAGAACAAAUCCAUAAUUCCUGCUCAUUACAGUGUUUUGUGUGUUGCAUCGCCAGUGCUGAGGAACUUUUUGCAGCAAUCCAAACCAAGGAAUGGUAUAAGAUACAUAAAGAUUCCUGGGGUACCUUAUGAUGCCAUAUAUGUUUUUGUACGGUUCCUUUAUUCAUCCUGCUAUGAUGAUGGAGAGAUGAAGAAAUUCGUUCUCCACUUACUGGUUUUAUCACAUUCAUAUUCAGUGCCAUCUCUCAAAAAAGUUUGUGUAAAACUUUUGGAGGAGCAGUGGUUAAACACGGAAAAUGUAAUAGACGUGUUUCAGCUUGCAAGAGAUUGUGAUGCACCUAGACUAUCCAUUGCCUGUUUGCGCAUGAUUGUUAAAGAUUUCAAGACGAUAUCAUUAACUGAAGGAUGGAAAGUGAUGAGGCGUGCCAAUCCUAGACUUGAACAGGAACUAUUGGAGUCAGUUGUGGAAGCAGAUUCUAGAAAACAAGAGAGGCUGAGGAAAAUUGAAGAGAAAAAGAUUUAUUUGCAGUUGUAUGAAGCUAUGGAAGCAUUGCUUCAUAUUUGCAAGGAAGGAUGCAGGACGAUUGGGCCUCGUGACAAAGUUCUGAAAGGGAGCCAAGUUUCCUGUAACUUUCCUGCUUGCAAAGGAAUUGAAACUUUAGUUCGUCACUUUGCUAACUGCAACAAAAGAGUACGUCCUGGUGGAUGCUCACAAUGUAAGCGAAUGUGGCAGCUUCUCGAACUUCACUCGCGCAUGUGCAGUGAACCUGAUCAUUGCAAGGUUCCUCUUUGUAGACACUUCAAGAUGAAAAUGCCGCAACAUAGCAGGAAAGAUGAGGCAAAAUGGAAGCUGCUUGUGAGUAAAGUGAUAUCAGCUAAGCAUGCCUGGGGACCAUUCAUGAUAAAGCCUUCUGCCUUUUCAUGACAAGGAUCUACUUUACUUGAUACUUCUUUCACACUUUUUACAUGAGUUGAAUAUGGCCCUUUUAUUUUGUGAGGCCGUAUCAUAUCCAAUUGUACAGCUCUAAUAAGUUUCAAAAUAAAACUCUAAUAAAUCCUACCUAAUGCUGAUCUAUUUUAUAGCAGAGGUUCUUAAGAGCUAUCUUGUUGAUUGCCCUAGAAAUUUGUCCCCUUUUUGGCAUGAGAUUUAUUAGCGCCCCGUCAAUCCCUUAGGAUAAUCACUUUGAGACGGAGGGAGUAUUAUUUCUUGUGAACUUACAAAACGGAUAGGGAUGAUUAUUCGCAAGAUUCAGCUUUUAUAUAUAACUUUAGUAGUUCAUCAGCACCCUGAUGAAAUGCUGGUUGUAAAAACUGUCACUAUAGCAGUCUUCUGCUACAUUCUAUGGCAGAUCACUUCCUAAGAUUUGAAGACAUAGAUCCACAUUCUAGACUAGUAGUCAUUUUAUCACCUUUGAGAUGCACUCUGAAUAGUACAUUUGGGCUUUUUCCUUUUCUUUGAUGUUAGUGAAAACAAUAUUGGAAACUAAAAG